Seriola dumerili (greater amberjack) is the source of this 1373-nucleotide messenger RNA. RefSeq names its product secretagogin-like. Gene Ontology annotation, cellular component: terminal bouton; dendrite; nucleus. NCBI's taxonomy places the organism in Eukaryota, Metazoa, Chordata, Actinopteri, Carangiformes, Carangidae. Bases 144 to 962 code for a protein of 272 amino acids. Gene Ontology annotation, biological process: regulation of long-term synaptic potentiation; regulation of presynaptic cytosolic calcium ion concentration. Gene Ontology annotation, molecular function: calcium ion binding. The record is from RefSeq and is a predicted model, not a curated record. The transcript is spliced from 11 exons.
CUCUCAUUUCUCUGGCCCCUGAAGAUGAAAUCAGAAUAAACUUUCUCUCCUCUCUCUCUCUGUGACUCUGCUCUACGUCUCCUUGUUUUUCCCGUUCUUGUCUUAUUGUCAGCAGCUCGACCUCUGUACUGGUCUCCGGCACCAUGGACCGCGCUGUGGACGGACUGGACGCUGCAGGAUUUUUACAGAUCUGGCAACACUUCGACGUGGAUGACGAUGGUUACAUCGAAGGAAAGCAGCUGGACGCCUUCUUUCAACACAUGCUGGAAAAACAGGGGAUGAAGAGAGAGGAGAUAACUGAGGACAGAAUCCGACGGCUCGGAGCCAGAUUCGUACCUGCUCGUGACGCCGCAGCUGACGGACGUCUGCAGAUCCAAGAGCUGGCCACCAUGAUGCUGCCAGAGGAAGAAAACUUCCUGCUUCUGUUUCGCAGGGAGACGCCGCUGGACAACAGCGUGGAGUUCAUGAGGAUCUGGAGGAACUACGACACAGACAGCAGCGGCUACAUCUCAGCCGUCGAGCUCAAGGGCUUCCUUCAGGACCUGUUCCUCCAACACAGGAGGUCCGUCACUCCUGAAAAGCUGGAGGAGUACACUGACACCAUGAUGAAGAUGUUUGACAAAAACAAAGAUGGCAGACUGGAUUUAAAUGACCUGGCCAGAAUUUUGGCCCUGAAGGAAAACUUCUUACUGAAGUUUAAGAUGGACGCCUGCAGUCAGGAGGACAGGAAGAGAGACUUUGAGAAGAUAUUUGCUCACUAUGAUGUCAGUCAGACAGGUGCGUUGGAGGGUCCGGAGGUGGAUGGAUUUGUCAAGGAUAUGAUGGAGCUGGUGAAGCCCAGCAUCAGUGGGACAGACCUGGACAAGUUCAGGAAAGCCCUAAUGGGUCACUGCGACAUCAACGGAGAUGGAAAGAUCCAAAAGAACGAGCUGGCUCUCUGCCUUGGCCUCAAACUCAGCUAACAGACCUUCACAACAUCUACACAUGCCUCCUUCCUCCUCCAGUUUUUUUUUCCUUCAUCUCUAUUCGCUGUUACUUCCUCUCUUCCCUCCUUCUUUACUUCCUUACCUUUUACUCCCUCCUUUUUUCUCUUUCUUCCCAUGUGACUUCUCUUCCCUCUAAGUUUGAUGUUACCAUGAGCACAGUACAUUCCCACAGUUUUCUAUAUUUUUCUGUAUUAAAAUUCCAGCAGAAGUGAAUAUGAAAUGUAUUAAAAUAGCAUCCAUGCCACCAUGGUUUAAACAAAGACUUAAGCUAUAAAAUGAUAUCUAGCUGGUGUCUUAUGAUGAUGGUCUUUUUCAUGACUGCAUGGUAUGCUCCUUCUUUGUAAUGUGGUGAAACUAUUUGCUUGACAUUAAUGUAAAAUAAGUGAA